AUGAAUCGCUUAGAGUCGAACCUCCUCGACGAAAUUCUCUUCAGACUAAACCCCAAAUCUCUGGCCAUGAUGCGAUGCACGAAUAAGUCUAUCGACUCGCAGAUAUCCAAACCGGGUUUCAAAUCCGAGUACUUGAACCGGGCCGGAUCCAGUUUGCUUCACGCCGCCAAAAGCGGCUCCUCGUUGGCAUGCUAUCACGCUUUCGGCGACCCGAGUACAUUCCAAGGCCACUUAGAGAGCCGGUGUCGCAUCCUCGGUUCAUCUUCAGGCCUUCUCCUACUCUUUGUCGACAAAUGUUUCUGCGUCGCGAAUCCCGUCACGAAGAAGUACCUGUUCUUGGAUAGCUCCGUACAUAGAAGUACGGCGAGCAUCGGGUUCGCGGUCGAUCAAAUCGAUCACAACACCCAGAGCUUCAAAGUCGUCUGCGUAGACGAUUUCGAUCCAGGAGAAAUGGGGUUCGAGAUCGGCACCGAUAAUUCAUGGAGUUUGUCAAACACCUCGAUGACUUGGCCCUUAAGCGAUCUCGUGGAGGACAUGAAGCCUGUUUACUUGGACGGAGCUCUUCACUGGCUGAGAAAGGACGGGAGCAUCCUAGCUUUCAACCCCGAGACAGAGCAAGCACGAAUGAUCACUCCGACCAAUUUCCCAAACGAACCGGGUUCGAAACUCUUCUUUGGUCUCGGAGAUAAUCGCCUGACGUUGAUAUCGGCGACGGAGGAAACGAUUCGCGUUUUCGCCCUGGAGAGUACCCUCACCGACCCUGAAUGGAUCCUCGCGAGACAGAUCGUGAACAUGGCGGUGGAGCAAGGUGUGACGGUGUCCUGGAACGUGCAUGCGUUCGACGGCAAGUGCUUAGUGGUGAGGACGACGGAUAGAGUUAGAUAUGGCCCACUGCUUCUUGGCUACGACUUGAGAGCGAACGGGUGGAGAUUCUUGGGUUGGAUUCCAGACUUCUGCGAUGCAAAUCGAGAGUUUUGUCUGUUUACGCCGUCGUGGUCUUCUGUGAUCGGAAUGGAGGAUGAGGAGGAGGACAACGGUUGGUGGUUUCCUACAAUACAUAGAUCCAAACGCACCGGCUCAGUGGAGACUGUUAUUGAACUGAUCAAUCGUAAUUUGAAAAUCUAA
This is a messenger RNA of Thlaspi arvense, 1125 nucleotides long. NCBI's taxonomy places the organism in Eukaryota, Viridiplantae, Streptophyta, Magnoliopsida, Brassicales, Brassicaceae. The record is from the annotation of a GenBank genome assembly.